Messenger RNA from Cervus elaphus (red deer), 2798 nucleotides. Its product is annotated as myeloid-associated differentiation marker-like. The coding region runs from base 1302 to 2243 and encodes 313 amino acids. Gene Ontology annotation, cellular component: plasma membrane; cell-cell junction. Lineage: Eukaryota; Metazoa; Chordata; Mammalia; Artiodactyla; Cervidae. The transcript has a single exon. The record is from RefSeq and is a predicted model, not a curated record.
ACCAGUCUCCCAGGCCAGAAGAAUCCUCACUCAGGUAGGACUACUUCUGGAUAUUUCCAGACUCGCAUCUGGAUGGCAGUUUUGGAGCUUAAAAGCUAAACAUUAUGUUAAUUUAUUCUGUGGUUCCUCCAGGACACUCCACCUUGGAGUCAUGCUGGGUUGGCUUCUCCCUGCCCCAGCGGGGAAGAGUCACAUGGGAAGGCAAAAUGAGGGGGAGGGGAUUCAGAACAGUUUCUAUUUUCCAUGUCGUCUUGCCUCCACAUCCCCACAGACUUGCUCUCACCCCGUGGCUCCUCCGUUUAAUCUCUGAAGCUGCCCUCCUCCAGGUGGAACUGUGUCCCCUCAGAUGGCAGUUCCUUCUAGUGAUGGCUCCUGGGAGGACAGGCCAGGACACGUGUGUCUCCAGGUUGCUGUGGAAGGAGGCUGUGGCCCUGAAGGUGUGUCCUGAGUCUCAGAGCCCCGAGCUUUGGUCCUGGGCUCCCACCCAUGGCCUGGCUGACCUGCUGAACUGUAAAGCAAAGUGCUCAAACCUACAGCUUUGGCAUUUUCAUCUGGAUUUCCCACUCCUAUCUAUGGGGCAACCUCAGGGAAAUACUUAACUACCCAGCUUCAGUUUUCUCAUCUGUAAAAUGUGGUCAGCAGUACAAUCCAAUAUCCCAUUUCUGAAACCUUUGGGUCUGCUCCAGAAUUCAGAAUUUUUCAGCUCCAGAUAGGUGACAUGGUGUAUCUACUCUAUAUCAUAUCACACUCACGGGGGUCUGAAAGCACCUUGUAAUCAGAUAUAUUAGUGUUUCUGCAACUGAACUUUUGAGCGUAAAUUGUCUCAUGUUUGUUCAGGUCAAAACUUGUUACCAAAUGAAUUUUUUCAAAAUUCUUUUUUCAAUUUUCUUAGCCUUGAAGGGUUGGGGUUGCAGAUAAGGACCAGCCUAACUUCUGUCUCCAUAGAUAAAGGUACACAGCUCAGAGAGAUAAAAUAUUCAUGGUUUGAGGCCAGACCAAACAUGGCUAUAUGGUUUGGGAUAAGACAAGUCUCCUGACAAGGCCAAGGCUGAUGGGUGGGGAGAAACAUUCUGGAGCGGCUGUGCAGUUACCCGAGUGUCUGAGCCAUUGGUUCCAACUCUGCAGAUCCUGAGCCUCAGCCCUCACAGGGCCCUGAGGCUUUUCCAGGCGUCUUGACUCCAGAGCUGGAUCUUUUUCUGGUGGGUCUCAGCAAAGACCACUGCCGUAUGGAUGACCUAGACCUGCACAACAUCACAACCUCCACAUGACCAUCCUCAGGCCUGGGCUCUCUGACCAUCAUCAUGGGCUACUUCCUCCGCCUGCUGCAGCUGCUAUCCACCUGCGUGGCCUUCUCACUGGUGGCUGGUGUGAGCACUUUGCAGGUGGCCGCAGGUAACUGGUCCAUAUUUGUCUGGUGCUUCUGCUUCGUCGUGACCCUCAUCAUCCUCAUAGUUGAGUUGUGUGGGCUUCAGCCCCGCCUCCACCUCUCCUGGGACGGCUUUCUCAUCACCAGCGCCUCCUGUGCCACCUUCUUAUGCCUCUCAGGCUCCAUCGUCUUUGCCACCGCCUGCAUCCAGUUGCUGCCUCACAGCGCCUUCGGCAACCAUGCCAUUGCGGUCACUGCCUUUUCCAGCCUUGCAUCUCUGGCUUAUGCCGCUGAAGUGGUCUGGACCUGUGCCUGGUCUGGAGAGUUCUCCUGCUCUGUGCUCACCUUGCCAGGCCUGCUUCACAGGCUGGAGAUCUUCGUGGCCUGUGUCAUCUUCGCCUUCAUCAGCAGCCCCCACCUGUACGUGCACCAGCCGGCCCUGGAGUGGUGCGUGGCCGUGUAUUCCAUCUGCUUCCUCCUGUCAGCCGUGACCCUCCUGCUGAACUGGUAUAACUGGGACAACAGGCUGCCUGUCCCCAUCCCCCUUGUGCAUUUGGGGCUGACCCUGCUCUCCGCCCUCCUCUAUGCCUCAGCUGUGGUCCUCUGGCCACUCUACCAGUUCAAUGGGGAGUUCGGCGGGCAGCCCCAGAGGUCCAGCGACGUGAGCUGCCAUGAUAAACUCACCUAUUAUAUGUGCACUUGGGACCAGCGACUGGCUGUGGCCGUCCUGACAGCCAUCAACCUGCUGAUUUAUGUGGUUGACCUGGUGGACUUGGCCCGCCGCUUUUUUUAUCAGCUUCUGAGGCUCUGCACCAGGCCCCCCGAUUCCCUCCUGUUGUCAGUGGAGGCAUCUUCACCAAGCUCAGUCGUCCUCUGAUGCCUCUUCCUGGCUCCCUCUCUCCCUCCUCACAUCCUUCCCCAUUCAUAUCACUCUAUUUUCUGUUUCCUUCCCUUCUUCUGCUGUGACUCCUUCCUGUCUGGUGUGGUUGCCCACAUUCUCUUUUGUCUCUUUCUCUUGCUGUUCCAUCUUUCCUAUAUUUUCUACUCUUUGUCCCUUUUCUGAUCAUUCUUAGUUUUCUCAUCUCCUAUGUCCUGACCACCUCUUCCCAUCUUCCUUCUUCUGAUCUGUCUGGACCUGAGACUCCUUCUUUCUCUGCCCACCGCCCCCUCCCACCUCCUAAGGUGCUGACUCCACAGCACACAGCCCUCUGUGCAGCUGUUCACACCCCCGGCCUCUGGAGGCUCUGGUUGUCUGUCACCCUGGCUGUGUCUUAGUUGGUACAGAUGUGUGGAGUGGGGUGAGUGCGGGUAGCUAGGGAUUGGACCCCCUUUCUCCCAGUGGAGGGGGUUGUACAGUGUCAUUGUUGUUCAGUCUCUCAGCCGUGUCCAUCUCUUUGCGACCCCCAUGGACUGCAGCACACCUUGCUUCCCU